Erigeron canadensis is the source of this 1074-nucleotide messenger RNA. RefSeq names its product zinc finger BED domain-containing protein RICESLEEPER 2-like. The coding region runs from base 1 to 1074 and encodes 357 amino acids. The transcript has a single exon. Gene Ontology annotation, molecular function: DNA binding. NCBI's taxonomy places the organism in Eukaryota, Viridiplantae, Streptophyta, Magnoliopsida, Asterales, Asteraceae. The record is from RefSeq and is a predicted model, not a curated record.
AUGUCGGACCAACAAAGUACUAGAGAUGAGAUUGAAGAUGAGGUAUCUUCAUCGAAAUCAAACAAAGAAAGAUCUAUAGUAUGGAGCUGGUUUGAAAGAUUUGGGCCACCGGGUAAUCAAAAGGCGAGUUGUACCGUUUGUAGAAAAACCUAUUGUGCCAACCCAAAUUCGGGAACAUCAAAUAUGAAUCGACAUAUACCUAAAUGUUUCAUUGUUGAUGAGAAUGGUCCACUAAAGAAGCGUGUCCCCUUAGAUCAAGAAAUGUAUAAAGAGAAUUUGGCGAUUUCAAUAAUCAAACAUAAUUAUCCUUUUAGCUAUGUUGGGCAUGAGGCAAGAAGGGAUGUGCACACUUUUUUGCAUCGUGAUGCGAAGCCAAUAACAAGGAACACUGCAAAAGCAACUGUCAUAAAUAUAUACGAGAGAGAAAAAAUGAUUCUCAAAGGGCAGUUGGAAAAACUAAGUGGUCGGAUUUGUUUGACUUCAGAUUUGUGGACUUCUAUUACAACAGAUGGAUACAUGGCAUUAACGGCUCAUUUUGUUGAUGAAAACUGGGUGUUAAGAAAAAAAGUGUUAAACUUCAGAUUUAUACCGCCACCUCAUAGUGGUUUAUUGUUAGCAGGGUACUUGAUUAGCUUUUUAGCAGAUCGGGGAAUUGAGAAAAAGAUUUUCACCAUCACUUUAGAUAAUGCAAAGUAUAAUGAUGGUUUGGUAGAUUCUUUAAAGGGACAUUUACGUUUGAAUGAGGCGUUGGUUUGUGAUGGAGAUUUCACUCACAUUCGUUAUGGUGCACAUAUAAUGAAUCUUAUCGUGCAAGCGGGAUUAAAAGCAAUUGAAGGAGCUAUCAAGAAGGUUCGUGAUUCGGUGAAGUAUGUUAGAGGAAGCGGUGCAAGAAAGUUCAAGUUCGCAGAAACCAUCCAACAACUUAACUUGCAAUGUGGAAGGCAAAUUUAUCAGGAUGUUCCAACAAGGUGGAACUCUACAUAUCUCAUGCUUGAUUGUGCAAUAGCUUACAUGAGUGCUUAUGAUGCUUUGGAGUUAGUGGAUCUAUGGAAGAAUGGGAAAGGAUCAAAGUAA